UAAUUUACUAUGUACUUCUGACUUCACAUUAUUGAAAGUUACAUAACCAUUUUGCCUAUUUUCAACGCGUAUCAAGUGAUCUUUACAUUUUUCAAUACUUAUUUAAUAAUGUAAAAAAUGUAUCAUCUAAUUUUAUAUACGCAAGACAAAUCGGUGGGUAUAGUUGACGAUAAGAAUUUGAAAAAGAAAAACGGUUCGUAUCAAGCAAAAUGGGGUAAAAGCUGGUACGCUGUUAAAGUUUUGAAAAAACACGAAAGCAAAGAGUUUCUAGACGAGUUAUCUGUGACUACCACUGGCGAGAUAAUUAACGAAGAAAAGAGGUUAUCCUUGUCACCCGAUCUACUGCUACGUAAACGUGAACUACGAAAAGAAGACCGAAAAGAAAAAGAAAGAUUAAAAACCAUAAAUUCUCAAAAGAAUGAAGAACUUUUGAUGGUAAAAUCGGUAUUUGAAUGCGGAGACGCAUCUAACGACAACUUGCAAGAAACAAAUCAUCACUCUGAAAAUGAUCCUAAAAAAGAGACGUCUAAAGAAUGCUUGAAAGUGAUGACUCAACCCGCCAAGAUCUUGUUUCCUCAAAAGAUAAAUAAGCAAAAUGUCGAUAAAAAAGAAAAUAAUUCUGUUGCGCCCGAGAAAACUUGUGUCACCCCCAACCUUUCAGAUUCGGCUACUAAAAAAUCUCGACAGUGCACUGAUGUGUCUUCAAGAAGUGCUAACGAAAAGCCCAAGCAAAGCGGAAAUGCAUUGAAGUCCGAUGUCCAAACUACUUCAUUUUCGAAAAAUGUACAUUCUUCAAAAGGAGGCGUGAGUAGUGAGUUGAACAAAAAGAAAAACGAUGAAAAAGAAAAAUCGUCAGAUUCCGAGGAUAAUGAAUCUUCAUCCGACUCGAAUAGCUCAGACUCUGAAUCGGUAGAAAAAUCGGAUUGUCAAGUUCAAUUAAAAACCCCCGACCUUUCAGACUCUGCGGCGAUAAAAAAUCGAAGAUGCACUAAUGAAAAGCACGAGCUAAGCGAAAUUGCAUCGAAGUCUGAAAUAGCUGAUGGCAAAACUACUUUCUCUCCGAAAGAUGCACGUUCUGGGGGCAAAAGAAACGAUUCGAAAAAAAAGAAAAAUAAGAAAGGGAAAUCGUCAUCAAAAAAAAGAUCAGCUUCCGAAGAUAAUGAAUCUUCAUCCGACUCGAAUAGCUCAGACUCUGAAUCGGUAGAAAAAUCGGAUUGUCAAGUUCAAUUAAAAACCCCCGACCUUUCAGACUCUGCGGCGAUAAAAAAUCGAAGAUGCACUAAUGAAAAGCACGAGCUAAGCGAAAUUGCAUCAAAGUCUGAGCUAGCUGAUGGCAAAACUACUUUCUCUCCGAAAGAUGCACGUUCUGGGGGCAAAAGAAACGAUUCGAAAAAUAAGAAAGGGGAAUCGUCAUCAAAAAAAAGAUCAGCCUCCGAGGAUAAUGAAUCUUCCUCCGACUCGAAUAGCUCAGGCUCUGAAUCGGCAAAAAAAUUGUAUGAUUGUCAUUAUGAAUUUAAAAACCCCGACCUUUCAGACUCUGCGGCGAAAAAAUAUAAAAAAGGCACUACUGAAAAAUGCGAGCUAAGCAAAAAUUCAUCAAAGUCUGAGAUAGCUGAUGGCAAAACUGCUUUCUUUUCGAAAGAUGCACGUUCUGGGCGCAAAAGAAACGAUUCGAAAAAUAAGAAAGGGAAAUCGUCAUCAAAAAAAAGAUCAGCCUCCGAGGAUAAUGAAUCUUCCUCCGACUCGAAUAGCUCAGGCUCUGAACCGGCAAAAAAAUUGUAUGAUUGUCAUUAUGAAUUUAAAAACCCCGACCUUUCAGACUCUGCGGCGAAAAAAUAUAAAAAAGGCACUACUGAAAAAUGCGAGCUAAGCAAAAAUUCAUCAAAGUCUGAGAUAGCUGAUGGCAAAACUGCUUUCUUUUCGAAAGAUGCACGUUCUGGGCGCAAAAGAAACGAUUCGAAAAAUAAGAAAGGGAAAUCGUCUUCAAAAAAAAGAUCAGCUUCCGAGGAUAAUGAAUCUUCCUCCGACUCGAAUAGCUCAGGCUCUGAAUCGGCAAAAAAAGUGUAUAAUUGUCAUGAUGAAUUUAAAAACCCCGACCUUUCAGACUCUGCGGCGAAAAAAUAUAAAAAAGGCACUACUGAAAAAUGCGAGCAAAAUGAAAAUGCAUCGAAGUCUGAGAUAGCCGAUGGAAAAACUCCUAGUAAUGUAAAAAAAAGUUAUAAUGAGAAGAAAAGAAGAGGGUCGACAGGAAACAAUUCAGAUUCUGAACAUGACGAAUUUUCUGACGAUACCAAGUGCUCUGACAUUGAAUCAGAGGAAAAAAUGUUUCAUAGUGGUCGUUCAGAUUGUUCGGAUCAAUCGAGAUCAUUAAAAAGUACUGAUCAAACGACUUCGACUGAAAAUCAACUUCCUGAUUCGCUGAAAGUCUUUUGCUCGACAUUAACGCAAGACUACAUCAAUAAAAAUGCCCCCAGAAAAAGAUUUAAGAUAAGUCAUAAAGAAUAUAAAGAUGUCAUUACAUACUGUUGCGGUAAUGCGAGGUACAAAGAAAAAAAAACUAAAGGAAAUGAUAAAACUAAGAAGCGCAAGGCCAGAAGCAACAGCCAAGAGCGACAAAAAAAAAGAUCUAAAAAGUAG
Messenger RNA from Trichogramma pretiosum, 2637 nucleotides. RefSeq names its product dentin sialophosphoprotein-like. Bases 118 to 2637 code for a protein of 839 amino acids. The record is from RefSeq and is a predicted model, not a curated record. The transcript has 10 exons. NCBI's taxonomy places the organism in Eukaryota, Metazoa, Arthropoda, Insecta, Hymenoptera, Trichogrammatidae.